AGGCCGGGGGGUGGGGUGUGGGGGGGUGAAGGAGUAGUGAGAGAAGGUCCACGCAGCGCAUUCCAACAAACAAACCCCCUCCAACCUGAACCACUGCGAAUUGAACGCCUCAUGCUCUCUCUCAAUUCCAUUUCUCAAUUCCUUGUUUCAUUCCUUUGUCGCUGCUUUCAUUCCUCCAUUCUUCACCUUCCCUCUUCCUCCCUUGAGGCAAAGAAAAGAAGGUCUCGGGGUUCAGCUUCAGCCAUGAUUACUCGAUCGAAUCUGGUUGAGCAGUUGAGAGAAUACCAGAUUCGAUCCAAACACGAGUGGGCUUCCGUCUCCUUCUUCUCCUCUACCUCCAAUAUUACAUCCUCCAGGGUGGAUGUAGUGAUUUUUGUAAUAUGGGAACUCAUAAUACUAUCGUUCCUGGUGUUCUCGGCAGUUUCUUUAUAUUUUCGGCAUAUGCAGUUGGCAUUUAUUUUAGUAUGCAUUACGAUGUUGUUGCUUCUAUGCAUGAAAGUUACAAAGCAAGUGAGAUUGGCUAGGAAGAAGAAAAGAAGGAUGCUUCUUCCAUUGUCCAUGUGAAAAUCUGAUAGUAGAAGGAGAGUUAUACUAAACCUUUUUUUUUUCUUUUUUUCUUUUUUAAUGUUCUAAAUUCCCUGAAUUAUAUUCACAAAAAAUUAGAUUUUGUCCUCUCUUUCCCCAUUACUCUUUGUUAUAUCCUGAUCUGUAAUCACCAGGAAAGCAGGUUUAUCCCCCGCCCCCCCCAGAAAAAAGAAAAAGAAAAAGAAAAAAGAAUGAGAUGAAUGUGAUUAGUUUAGAAAUUUAUUUGUGAAUGCUUUUCUAUCUGUGAGUUUGGAUCAUCUUCCUGAUUGUUCUUUUA
Molecule: messenger RNA, 862 nt
Organism: Cucumis sativus (cucumber)
Lineage: Eukaryota; Viridiplantae; Streptophyta; Magnoliopsida; Cucurbitales; Cucurbitaceae
Exons: 2
Coding region: 112-564 (150 amino acids)
Source: RefSeq, a predicted model, not a curated record